Molecule: messenger RNA, 867 nt
Organism: Sclerotinia borealis F-4128
Lineage: Eukaryota; Fungi; Ascomycota; Leotiomycetes; Helotiales; Sclerotiniaceae
Source: the annotation of a GenBank genome assembly
AUGCCUCUUAAUGGUAAGCCCAACGGGCGAUUUGAACUUCCUGCUCUCACAUCUUUCGACUUCAAUUUGACAGACGGGACGGAUAUCCCGCCGCCACUUCCGGAUUCCCCCAUAGAAGAAGAGAUAAUUAGACCGGCUACACCGGCGCCUGCGCCUGCGGUACUUACGCCUGCAUCUGCUCCUCAGAUCUCUGAUCCCGUUAGAUCAACCUCUACGAGCACACCUCCUGCAUCAGCAUCGGCAAAUAGUCAAUCUGACUUUGCUCACCUUACCGCGACCAAAUCUAAUGGCUUUUCUAACCAUACCACAACGAAUGCUAAUGGCUUUUCCAACCUUACCGCAACGAAAUCUAUUGGCUAUUUCCCAUCUACUGCACCGUCUCCUCGCAAUAAUAUUCCCCCCGUACGCGUGAGAGCACCUUCAGACGCUGCUAUUUCGAACAGUCCCACGCGACCCGAAAAAGAAAGCAGUAUCCGCAAAUUCCUGUCUCGAAAAUCACUCAACACAAAUUACACAAAUGGGAAUGCGAAAUCGCAUGAGGAUUUGACGAAGAUGGGCAGGCCGGAGAGCCCGAAUAGCCUCGCGAGCAGCAGACCUAGUUUUGUAAAGCGGAAGAGCGGAAGUUGGUUUAGGAGUUUUGGAAGUAGCAGUAAGAGGAACAGUGUGUUGUAUGAGGAUAAGCCGGUGGUGUAUACUCCUACUCUACAGCAGAGUCCGGAGAUUCAAAAGGAGAAUACCAAACCGGUGUAUACGAAGCCAGGUCCACCGCCGCCAAAAUUACCCGAGCUCAAUCAGCUGAAGGCGAAGAUUGCGGAUGAUGAUCGUGGUAGUUUGGGUGGUGAUGAGAUGUUUAGAAAUAUCUCGUAG